AUGCUCAUUAUGACAUUUUUAUUAUUUCCUCUCACUCUGUGUUAUGGUGAUAAAACUGUAAAGUAUGCUGCUGUUAUAUAUAGACAUGGUGACCGGACUCCUGUAGAUUCUUACCCCACUGACCCUUGGCGUAAUGAAUCCCUCUGGCCGGUUAAAUUCGGUGAGCUCACGAACACAGGCAAAAGACAACAUUAUGCUCUAGGGAAGUGGCUUAGAAAAAGAUAUUCACAUUUACUUUCGAAAGAAUUUGACCCUACAGAGAUAUACAUAAGGUCAACAGAUGUUGAUCGCACAUUGAUGUCAGCACAAGCCAACUUAGCAGGUAUGUAUCCACCAUAUGGUGAUUCUGUCUGGAACAUGGAGUUAAUGUGGCAGCCUAUACCUGUUCAUACAAGACCAGAAAAAGAUGAUGAAGUUUUAGCAAUGAAAAGGAAAUGCAUUCCUUAUACUAAAGAAAAAGAAAAAUAUAUACAUUCAACACCUUACAAAGAAAGACUCAGUAAAUAUCAAGGACUUAUGGAUUACUUGACUGCCUAUACAGGAAGAAAAAUCAAAGAUUACUCUGACAUAAAUGAUAUAUAUAAUGUAUUGUUUAUUGAGACAUUAUAUAAUUUUACACUUCCUAACUGGACUCAAUCUAUUUAUCCCAAUAAAUUGAAAGAACCGUCAUGUUACAGUUUUGUCACAUCAACUGCUACACCACAAAUGGCUCGUUUAAUGGUUGGGCCAUUAUUGAAAGAAAUUGUAGGAAAAAUGAAUCAGGUAAUUCAAAAGAAGAAUCCAAAUCCCUUAAAAUUGUCGAUAUACAGUGGCCAUGAUUUCAGUAUUGGAAAUAUUUUAAAUGCUAUUGGGGUAUAUGAUGGCAACUGCCCUCCUUACACGGCUACUAUAUUCUUUGAACUCUUACAAGAUAAUUCUACUAUGAAGUACUUUUUACGAAUGUCAUACAGAAAUACAACGGAAAUUAUAGAACCAUAUGUCAUAAAUAUACCACACUGUGGUGACAUUUGCCCAUAUGAAAGAUUUUUAAAGUUAUAUGACAAUCUUGUCACUGUCGACUGGAAUUAUGAGUGCACUAAACAGAUAUCACCAUUAAUUGGGGCAUGCUUCUUUUUGGGACUUUUCACGAUAAUGUAUGUGGUUCACAAAGUACAUUUUGCAAGAAUUGCCAAAAAUCGAAGGGUUCAAUUUGCCUACACAAGUGUUUACAGCCCUACAGCUGUGCCAGAGAAAAAUACAGAGAGU
Molecule: messenger RNA, 1245 nt
Organism: Brenthis ino (lesser marbled fritillary)
Lineage: Eukaryota; Metazoa; Arthropoda; Insecta; Lepidoptera; Nymphalidae
Source: the annotation of a GenBank genome assembly